AAUUUGUCGCACAUAUUCGAUAUUUAAUUUUUUCAGCAGCUUUAUUUUUUGUAGUUUUCGAUGGCGCCAAAUGGCUGGUUUCGGGAUAUUCCCGUGAAAUAUCAAUAACAUGGAUUCGUCUUGUCAUGCAUUACGUACGAGAUAAAUAUGGUACUGCAUACAUUUUAGUGAAAUCAUCAUCUAAAGUGUGCUGAAAGUUCCCAAGUGACUGAGAAAGAACAUUGUUUACGGGGGACCCUCAUCUCGUCUUAGUUCAGCCUAGAUGAUGUUUAUACUUGGAUAUUUUCUACAAUUGAUGAGUUGCUUAUGGUUUAGGAUUUUAUCCUAGUGAUCUUCUGCAUGUGUUUGUCGGAAAAGAGUCACUUAAGAAUCAAGAAAAACGAUUUAUUAUGACAAGAGGGGAUGGGAAUUUUUUUCCAAGAUGGCGUUCGUUCUCAAAAAGCUUGCUUUGCACCGUUAUUUACGUCUGUCAUAUUUACACCGUUUGUUAAAGGCAUAUGACUAAACGUUAGAAAAGCAGACAUGUCCAUCGUUGUUUAUCCAGUGCUGCUUUUCUUCUACUAAAACAUGUCUCAAAGAGUGAAGAAAUUGCCAUCUAAAGGCAAGUGUGAAGAUGGGACUCAGACCAUGAGUUCAAAAGGAAAACGGAAACGCCUGCGUGUAGGUGCUGGGACCAAAAGUAAUUGUGGAGGAGGAGUCUUAUCAGGUGAUGACCAUACUCAGUCUCACCCAGAUUCAGCCUCCAAAACCCCAUGGACUCCCCGCUACCUUUCUGACCUCAAGAGCUCUAAUAUUUAUAAUCGAAAUGCAAUUGAAGCACCUGCAGAGUUGUUUCGAAAAGAUCUUAUUUCAGCAAUGAAAUUACCAGACUCUGAGCCCCUAGGCACAGAAGAUUAUUGGUCAUUAUCUGAUCCGUGGCGUCAAGAAUGGGAACGAGGCGUUCAAGUUCCAGUGUCUCCUGAUUCGUUACCGAUCCCUCGAGUCGUUUGUCUCCCUAAUGCGCAUGCGCCAGAAAGGACACAUGAUUUCAAACUCCCGAAAAACAAAUUUGUAAGGGUAACGCAUGAUGAUUUCUAUUCGCCUGAAAUCCACCAAUUGACUUCAGCUCCAGCGCGAUCACAACAAGCAUGCGCUUAUGAUAUGGACGAUUUGGAUCUAGCGUGGUUAAACCGUGUAAAUGCUCAGCGUAACGCGAUUGCAGGUUCAUCCAAGAUCUCUGAAUUAUCAUUCGAACAAACCAUGGAAGAGCUUGAGCGCCAAUCAUGGGCCAAUAUGCAAACUUUGCUCAAGACAGAAGAGUUUCUCGGCAUCGAAUAUGACGAGAACGUUAUCUGUGAUGUCUGCAGAGGGCCGGAUUCGGAAGAAGGCAAUGAAAUGGUCUUCUGCGAUCGUUGCAAUAUUUGCGUUCAUCAAGCUUGCUACGGCAUUUUAAGUAUUCCCCCUGGUCCUUGGUUGUGCAAACCUUGUUCACUUGGUUUACGCCCGCCAUGUCAGCUUUGUCCCAAUCAAGGUGGGGCACUGAAAGCUACACGAGGUGGAUCGACGUGGGCUCAUGUGGCAUGUGCUCUAUGGAUACCUGAAGUAUCUAUAGGCUGUGUUGAAAAGAUGGAGCCCAUCACUAAAAUAUCAAGCAUACCGCCAAGUCGGUGGAGUCUAAAUUGUGUAUUAUGCAAAGAAAAGAGUGGGGCCUGCAUACAGUGUUCAGUCAAGUCUUGUAAAACUGCCUACCACGUUACUUGCGGUUUUAGACACAGUUUAGAGAUGAAAGCUAUUGUCGAGGAUGAACAUUCAGAAGACGGGGUGAAGCUAAGAUCGUACUGCCAAAAACACUCGAUGGUCAAGAAAAAUACUGGAGGGGUCAGUGGAUCUCAUACGGAAGGCGAAGUGGAAGAAAACACACAAUCUGUUAGGAAAGUAAAGAAAGAAAUGACCGUAGAAGAAAGGAACUUGAUCCGUGCCCAAAAGUUGCAACUAAUUGAAUCGGAAUUCUUCAAGCACGCUAGCAUUAGCGAAACAUCCCGAACGUUAGAUCUUGACCUCGAUGUUGUUGAUCAAAUUUUUCAUUUUUGGAUUCUCAAAAGAAAGUCUAAUCGAGACAGACCAUUGCUUCCACCCAAAACUACCGAGACGGAGAGACUGAGUCAACAACAACAGCAAGAUAUGGAACGUAUGAAAUUAUUUGUACAACUGAGGCAAGAUCUGGAGAGGGUCCGGAAUUUGUGUUACAUGGUCAGCCGUAGAGAGAAGUUAUCGCGUUCUUAUUUUCGAUUGCGCGAACAAACUUUUCACAAGCAAGUAGCCGUCUUGUCUUUGUCUGAUCUCAAAAAUGCAUCUCCAACAGAGAUGGUUGCAUUACGUGACGCAAAUCACGGGCCAAACAUCUACGAUAUCAUGUACUCACGUGGGGAAAGUAGCCGAAAAGAGAACUUCGAACAAGUCAUUCAACUCAUUGGAGGUGUACAGGCUAAUGCAGCGAUUACAAAAAAGGAUAAAAAUGGACUUGUAAGUCGACCUAAUCAUGUAAAAGGUGAAAAUCCGUAUAAACGUACCUACAUGAACGGAGGCGAAAGUCGCAGGUCUCGGUCACUUUCCUCUAUUAGUGCCGAAUCGGCUGCAUCUGAUACUGAAACGAACUGUAAAUGGAAGAGAGCGAUUCCGAGAACACCUUCGCAAACGUCAAUAACUUCAGUUGAUAGCGAUUUUGAUGUGGCCAUCACACAGUUUAGUUCCAAGAAAGCCGUCUCUAAAAUGUGUGACCGAGUCGGCAAGUAUAUUUAUACGGACAGUGAGGAGGAAAUGGGACGUCGUAGUGACCCCAGCUCCUCUGUUGUGCGAACUAAAGCGGCUGUUAAAGCAUUCUCUCCAGUCACAACUGCCAGUCGCGGUCGUGGUAAGAAAGCUAGUGAACCCAAAACAGUAAUCAAAUCCACUACUGAGUUGAUCGUGCCACAGCGACAAGCUGCGAAAAAAGCGACCGAAAGUUUGCAUAGCGCUAACGCCAAUGUUUCAGCCAAGGAGAAAAAAGAAGAGAAAGAUACUAAAGGUGUGGGUAAAGAAAAUGUCGUUCUCCCGCAGCAGUCUAAAAGUGAAUUGAAGGGUAGUACAGAAAUGACGAAUUCAACCUCAGAAGAAACCUGUUCAGUAGAAAAAACCAAAGGAGAUAACAAAAGCAGCAAGGAUAAAGACAAAAAGGCUUCUUUCGUUUCCACUGAAAAAAUUGCAGCCUCAUCAGACUUCCCAUCGUAUGUUCCUCAGAGGCAGGCAGCAAGGAAAGCGGCCGAGACUAUCAAAAUUGGGAGCUGCAAGUCGUCGGUUUCGUUGUUUGAUAUCGAUUCCGAGUUAUCGGGUGAUUCGUCGAUGAAAAAGAAAAUAAGAACCGAUUCGAAAAUGUUGACUGCCCCAGUUGCCAAAGGAAAACUGGAGUUGAAAACAAAAUCCAAGAUUGAUCGUCUCUUCGACUCGACUGAUUCAGAUUCCGUUGAUACGAAAGAAGAUAACGAGCUUACUAACAAAAAGAAAGGUAAGAUGGGUGCUGAUGCGGAGACGACUCAGGUAGCCGGUAAGCCCUUUCGAGACAGGGGUCCCCGGCCAUCAGAGUCCGAAUCCCAUUCCGCCCGAGGAGGUGUGGCUUCGUCCGGCCAGUCCUCCUCAGCUGGUCGUGGGGCCCAGAAAACAUCCGGCAAAAAUGUAUCCGCCACGAAGUCUUCCGCGACAGCUCUUGCGGAAAAGAAAAGUGGAUCAGUCCGAAAUAAAGCCCAAUCAGUUGGAGAAUCUGCCGCGCAACUCAAACAGCAACAACAAAUCAAGAAAGUUGCUCAAAUCAGUGCGUUGUCUGCGAUCCCAUCUGAAACCGAAUGGCCUGUCGCCAAUAGAGCUCAACAACAAUCCCUCAGAUCUAGAACCAGAUCCAGUUCAUCCAGUUCAAGAUCUCGAUCUAGUAGCUCCUCAAGCUCGUCUUCCUCCUCAAGUUCCUCCUCAUCUGGAUCUUCAAACUCCAGCCUUAGUAGCUCAUCUAGUUCCAACUCGUCCAGCCAAUCAGCCACCUCCACCAUCGACACUAAAGUUAAAACGCAGUCAACUACGCAGCCACAACAACCGUCUCCCAAGACCGAACCUGGAACUGCCGUCAAUUCCGCUGACAUCGUUGUUAAACCUUCAAACAAAUUCUCCGCUUCGUCCUCUUCUUCAUCAUCGUCAUCGUCGUCAUCAUCCGAUUCAUCGAGUUCCGAUUCCGAAUCAGAAUCAAACGUCAAAGAAGUUGUUCCCCAAACAAAGACGAUCAAAGACCGAAUCACACCGCCCCGACAAAAGAACGGUGGCUUCAGGGCCGUCCCAGAAGCGGAAAAUCCAGCAACCAGUGUUCCCAUCUCAAUCGAAUCCGAUGAGUCGCCCACUGCAAGAACGAAAUUGCCCAUCGCCGAUAGUGAUAGUCGAUCACGUACUAUCAAUCCUAAGCCGAAGCCCACCAACAAGCGGAGUGAAAGAGAUCACAUCCCAUCGAAACAAGAUCACGAGGAAUUGGACAGUCAGCAACCAUGUCGGACAAGUACUGGAUUCCAACACAUUGACGGAAAGUGUCGAAAUUCAGUUGAGUUUCCCAACUCAGAGUCAACCUGUGCCCAAGUUAACGAGGAUCAAUUAUGCAGACAAGAAGCCCAAAGUGAUAAAGGACAACGGAACGUUACCCCACCGGAGUCGGAAGCCUCGAGAGCCAGGCACGAAGAAGGAGCUGAAAUGGUUGAACGCCCAAUUCUUCAACGGGCGCCCCAAACGCCUGACGAGGGAUCCGCGGAGCACAGAAGAAACAAAGAGCUCUCUGACUAUCAGUUCGAGCAAACGAGGCCGAUCGAAGGGUCUCUCUCCGUAGCUCAGCCUCCCAUGAAAAAAGCGAAAGAAGAAAUCAACAGAAGUGAUCUAUUUGAGUUUGACGAAAGCGAAUUGUUGGAUAUCGCCCGCAGUGUAUCCGACAGUGACACAGGUUUUCUUAAAAAUACCGCUCAAAUAAGUGAAGGUCGAUUGUUCGACGAAGAGUAUGAUCAAGACGAAACUGCAGCUCUUUCUACUUUGAGUUAUUCUUUCAAUGCGGAGGCGAUUCCCAAGGCGGACACUAACGAAGACAGUGCCAGGGAAACAAUGAAUCUCGUUGAGAAAUUGCGAAUGCAAUACGCAAUUAAAACUGGACCUACAUCUACAACUCCUUUGCAAACCACCGAAUGCCUGGAAGUGAAUUCCGAAGAGAGAUCAUGCGGACCACCUGACCAACUCCUACCCUCCACUCAGUCGGAAGAUCACAAAAGUAAUUGUCAUUCGCUAUCUGUCAUCACAGAUAAGGGGCAGGAUUCGUCGUUUGCUGAACGAGCUGUUACGCCCUCCAACAACAGUGUGCCCGUUAGUAAAUGGAAACCGUUGACUCCAGCCAAAGAACCAACAAGCACAAUAGUCGACCGUGAGGCAUCUGUCGCUCCUGAAAUGCCUGUUCUUUCGGUGAGUCAAGAGUCACAAGAUGCAGUCGAAACACAAUCCCCUUCGUCCGCCCAAAGUAGGUCAUCGCCAUCUACUUAUUCACACGCCAAUCCUUCGUCGAUUGCUUCCCAGGAUCAUGCUCUAUCCCCUUACUUUUUCAACGUUCCUUUUUCGACUCCUUUCCACUUUCCGCCGUAUUUCAGUUCCUUUUUCAGACCGGAAUUCCUUCCACCUUUCCUUUACCCGUCCUCGUUCAAUGCUUCUACUAUGGGAGAUGUGUCGAUGCUACAGCGUCCUGGCGUUCCCUCACAAGCGUCACCGUUCCUGUGUCCACCACAUCCGGCGCUGCCUUUGCCCAGUUCGACAACAUUGGCCGAGUGUUCGACACCUACAGAAGCACCUCGAUUGGAUUCGCAACACCUUUCAGUUUCCAAACCCUGUGAGUCUCAUGUCCGGGCUGAAAAGGAGCAGCUGCUGCUGCCCAUUAUUUCCACCGACGAACCUAUGAACCAGUCUUCGGAGAUUGUCGUUUCGACACUGCCAGGAGUCCGCUCCCCUGCUAAAGUACCUCCAGAACCAAUGUUACCAGCACAGGCGUUUAGCCAGUCGACUGACACCACAGAAUGUAACAAAGAAGAUCCGAGUUCUAUAACAUUGCCGUCAUCACCUUUGCGGACAAUCACGCCGUUGUCCCGGACGCUCGACGGAUCAUUUCUGCCAGUUCAACCAGUUCAGCCAGAGGACCCGAAUAUUGGAACAUCUUCAGUCAUGGCCACUACAAUGGACGUGAGCUACAGGGCGGUAUCGUCAAUCGUGCAUGUAGUGUCGCCGAUUGUUUCGUCACCGACGACGACGGUCGAAGCCGUCUCCCUCAGUUCAGAAAGACGGCAACGACCUACUCGACAAGCAGCUAUCAACGCCACUAAAGCCACUGCCGAGCAGCUGAACGAAAUGCAUCCAGGCGCUGCUCCAAGUACUGAAACCAUGCCGACCCCCGAGAUACCAGCCUUGACUUCCAACGUAUCACCCACUAGGCCACGAGGAGGAGGGAGAGGAAGAGGCGGCCAGCGUGGAGCCCGUAGUAGAGGAGGUACGGUGUCGAAGAGAGCCUCCGUGGGAGUUUUCGAGCCGAAAAUUGUCUCCGGGCUUUCAUCUCAAGAUCUUGUGGGGACCGUUUACGAUUUCGAUGACUUUAACGAUGAUCACAUUAGUGAUCCCGAGCGCAGUUGUCCUCUGAAUUCGAAAAUGAUUCGCAAACCGGACGUGUUUUCCAGUCCCGUCAGUGGUAAGAGUCCUAAAUGUAAAUCCGGACUUCAGUCGCUUUCAAUUACCGGGCUUACCCGCACAAGAAAAAGUCGUGAACCGUCGACGGAUAGCGCUGGCUUUGAUUCGGAGAACGAGAUAUCCCGCAGAAUGAGCAGCAAUGCCAUGUUUCACAUUGAGAAAUCCUCCCCGAUUCGAAAGCGAUCCGUCGAAACUGAAACGCCCAUACUACCUCCUCAGGUAGUACCUCCAAUGAGGUUAACCAUCCCUCGAGCGAGUAGCAACACGCUGAACGUCGAGGCCAACAUAAUAUCGACUACAAGUACUUCGGUGUCUUAUAACCGCAUUGUCGAAGAUUCUCCGUGUUUGCCAGAUUCCAAACGGGAAUUCGCGUCCGUGCAAGAAAUGAAAUCGAGUUCCACCUCUAUGCUGAGUCACUGCCCCGUCAGAGACGAGUUGCCGGUUCCGUUGGCUUCGAGCUCAAGCCCAACAACCGGAAUCGCUUCGGUGCUCAAUUCGCAUGCCGACUCUUUCCCUCGUGCAACCCCCAUGCCCGGCCCUUCCGUGAAAGCCAUGCAGGACUUGGAAGCCCUCAAUCGCGCCAUAGAGUCGGCCUUGGCAACGAAACCAUGCAUUUCUGAUUCCGUCAAACCGGAAGCAAUGGUUUCAGUCACGGCUGCCGUGACAGCAGUGACAACAGCAUCAGCGGGUAACAGUGUCAUGACGUCGAUUGAUUCGUCUCGCCACGCUCUCAAAUUCAAGAUCAAAGGUCCGUUUCUGGAUGCCAACUAUUCCGGGAACUCCGCUGGCAAUGCCUCCAACCUGCCGCUAUCUAUGAAUGCAAACAGCGUGACUUCUACUCCAGCCGCCGAGAGUUCCAACUUGAGGCGAAUGCGGAAGAAGGAAUUGAUCCGGCAGUACGUUUCGCAGGACGUUCCUACUCCAACUCAGCCCUCACAUCUGAACGCGUUCCUUCACUUUCCUUAUUCGUCCGCUCUCGCUUACGCCAACGAGGAGUAUCUCUUAGCCGGAAGCAACGAUCUCAGCGAAGUCAUUGGCAGCACCAAUAUCGGGACGCUUCCCUCCUCGUCGAAUCCGGGCCAGCAGGUUACGGGUGGUGGUUACAACGGAGGUAAAAGCCACAUUUCUAUUCCCAAAGCCGUGGCUUCUUUAGGGUCCUUUGGAAGUCACGACGAUUACGUCAGUACGGGUCCAAUCAAUGAAACACGAGAGGGAAAGAGGAGAAGAAGAGGCGCUUCUAUGAAUCCGCCUCUUUCUCGGGAGCUGCGGAAUCUCCAGAUGUCAGCGUCACUGGUGGAUCCGUCACUGGCCGCCGACAGAACCAUUGAAACCGAAGUCGGCAAGAGGAAGGAGCGACGACGAGGGCGGCCUCCGAGUAAUCGAAACAACACUUCUUGUUUGGAGAUGACACUGGCCAAUGAGAAAGACAACAAUACAAACCUCGACUUUGGUAGUCAUCCGCCUCCAAAAUUGAAGAUUCGAUUCCGUGAAAAGCUUGGCGCUGGCGAAGUGGUCACCGUCUGUGAUUCAGGUCUAGAAGUAUCCAGUGACAAUCAUGGAAAUGAUUUGAUGGCUCCUCGCACCAAGGAAGAAGAUGAAGCGAAGAAGAUUCGCUUCCGGCCUCCCAAGAAACGCCUGUCGGAUUCCGGGUGUGAUAUGACUAGACUGGCUGGAGGAGAAGGGCUUAACAGCGGAGGCAGCGAUCCACCACGUCAUGAAAACAACCCACCGACGCUGGAAGAGCUUUGGAGGCAAAGCAUGAAGUUUCGCGAGGAAGUCAUGGCCGAUUUUUCUAAAUCGGAACGACGGAAAGGACAUCCGACGCAAUCAGCCGAGGACAACGGCAACGGUGACAAGCCGGAUGGCGCACCUUGCGGUAUCGACUCCAAACCCGAGUUCAAAAACAAGCGCCACAAAACCAAAACGAGGAAGGAUCGCAGCAAAUCAAAGGAUCGUGACGGCAACAACCGUAGGAGGCCUCCUGUUGCUAGUACGGACCUUGUGUCAAUCGCUGGCGGGGGCGGCUUAGACUGUUUCGAAUUUGGCGGCGGAAACGGCGACAGUGGCGAAGGUAGCCGCAAAAGAAAACGAAGUUUAGGUGGCGAUGAGAGCGGUCUGAGCCCAUCUACGGAUGGCCACAUUGCUCGUAACGGCGUUCAAAUCAUUUCCAAAGACAACAGGGAAAACUGUUCCGCGCCGCCCAAACUCAUCAUCCGUUUUGGGAAGAAACCUGUGAGCAGUGUCGGCAACCGCGAUCCUUCUUCCAACGACCAGAAGUUGCCGCAGCCAGAUGGGGAGAAUGCGGAAUCUCAAGGAAACGAUGUCACACCACCUCCACCGCUGGAGAAACACGAAGGAGACGAUGUUCCAUCUGGAGUCACCUCGGUGCGGCUGAUGCCCAUCAAACUCAAACUGGCGCGUUGUUCACAAGGUAGCUACGUUACUAAAGCAAAAUCCGACUGCACUCCACCUCCAUCACCGACAGCCACGCCCAAGGAAAGUUGCGAAGUCAGGUGAUAACAGUAAUCGACUAUCCCCUCACACUCUGCUACAUUUCCAUGUACUCCUUCCUUUAAUCUCAUCUCCCCUAGUGUGUCGAAUGAUGAAUGAAAUCGGAGGUGAAAACAAGAUGAAUGAAUUGGUUUCAAAGUGCUCGUUCUUUGUACAAAAAGGAAUUAUUCAAUAACCCCAACUAAAAUUCGUGUUGUCAAAGAAGGCGCUUGCUGCAGCGGUCAUUUUAAAGAAAUUUGUUAGACCAAACAUAUUUUGCAUGCGUUGUGUUCCGAGUCAUUGACUCCCCGCCAUCUUUUUCUUUCCUCCGUUUUUUUUUUUUUUUUUGUUUUUUUUUUCUGAAUAAUAAUAAUUAUUUAUUUUUUUUUAUUGGUCCAUUUUCAUAAUGUGGAAUAAAAGUCUUACUUUCACCUCCGGCGGUUGAUCAACCAUUUGCCCAUAGAUUUUUGACAUACUGGACAGUCCUCUUUUUUCUUGUAUCCCAAUUUCACAAAUGUGGACAGAGGUACCUUAACAUCUUUCGGUCAUUUGUAUAUUAUUUUAAUACUACUGCGUCUCGUAUCCCCCCCCCCCCCUACUGUAACAUUUUUAACCUAAUUAUUAUUGAGUAUGUGUUUGUUCAAUAUUGUUCAUGCCCUUUUUGUCUCUUUUCUAGCCUUUAAAAUUUGAUACCCAUGUCAAAAACGAUGUGGUCAGAGCUAUUUGUAAUGUGUACAGUUUUCCCGAUGGAAGUGCAACGUUAUGAACUUUCUUACCCCCCACACCAUAACGUAACAACUGGCAUUUAGCUAAGGAAAAACAAAAAAAAAAAAACAAAUUUAGAUUCAUGUUGGAUGAAAUGAACUGCUUCACGUUGGUCCCGCUAUAUGACAAAAACACCUUUCGAUAAUGGACGAGUUAUAAUUGUGUAAGGUUUCGAUAUUAUUUAUGACGAACACCGCCGACUGAGUUUCUUUUAGCUGUUGUAAAUUUUGUGUUUUACACUGAAUAUUUUAAUCGUAUUGCAACUCAUGUAUUAGGUAACUGGUGUUCGAACGUGACUGGUUCCAAAUUAUGUUGGUAUUCGAUGUGACCACAUGGUACGGGCUUCUAAAUUGAAUACAAGCUUGAAUCCAAACUAA
This is a messenger RNA of Daphnia pulex (common water flea), 10379 nucleotides long. RefSeq names its product PHD finger protein rhinoceros-like (gene rno). The record is from RefSeq and is a predicted model, not a curated record. The transcript has 14 exons. Bases 568 to 9264 code for a protein of 2898 amino acids. Gene Ontology annotation, biological process: regulation of transcription by RNA polymerase II. NCBI's taxonomy places the organism in Eukaryota, Metazoa, Arthropoda, Branchiopoda, Diplostraca, Daphniidae.